Molecule: messenger RNA, 1269 nt
Organism: Knipowitschia caucasica
Lineage: Eukaryota; Metazoa; Chordata; Actinopteri; Gobiiformes; Gobiidae
Source: the annotation of a GenBank genome assembly
AUGGGAUACAGCAGCAGGUCUGUAGGGGGUGGUAGAGGCUUUGGCAGCAGUUCCAUGUUCGGAGGAGCAGGAGGAAGUCAGGUCCGCAUCUCCAGCGGGUCUUCCCUGUACUCGGCCGGAGGGGGUGGAGGCAGUUACGGUGGGGGAUUGGGAGGAGGGGCUUUUGGCGCAGGGGGUGGGGCUUUCGGCACAGGGGGAGGUUUCGGAGGCGGGGAUAUGGACGUUUCAGCCAAUGAGAAGGCGACAAUGCAGAACCUGAACGACCGAUUAGCCACGUACCUAGAGAAGGUGCGGCUCCUAGAGGCGACAAAUGCCGAGCUGGAGGCAAAGAUCCGCGGCUUUUUAGACAUGAAGAGCUCCCCCUCGGCCCGGGACUACAGCGCCUACUACCAGAGAAUCGCGGAACUGCAGGGCCAGAUCCUGGAGGCCACAAUGGUGAAUGCUGGUUUUUAUCUUGCCGUGGACAACGCCAAACUGGCGGCUGAUGACUUCAGGACAAAGUACGAGAACGAGCUGAACAUGCGUCAGUCUGUGGAGGCCGACAUCGCAGGGUUAAAGAGGGUCCUGGACGAGCUCACCAUGACACGCUCAGACCUGGAGAUGCAGAUUGAAGGACUGAAGGAGGAACUCAUCUUCCUCAAGAAGAACCAUGAGGAGGAUCUUCUGGGCAUGCGCUCCCAGAUGAGUGGUCAGGUGAACGUCGAGGUGGACGCUGCUCCUCAACAAGACCUCAGCAAAAUCAUGGAGGAGAUCCGAGAACACUACGAGGCUGUUGCUGCUAAGAACCGCAAAGAAUUGGAGGGAUGGUACCAGAACAAGACUGAGGACUUGAGCCGUGCGGUCGAGGACCAGACUCAGGAGAUGCAGACCACCAAGUCCGAGAUCACGGAGCUGAAGAGAACUCUGCAGGCGCUGGAGAUAGCACUACAGUCCGAGCUCUCUAUGAAAGCCUCUCUGGAAGGAACCCUGGCAGAAACACAGAACUCCUACAGCCAGAAGCUCAACAGUUUCCAGAACAAGGUCUCUGCUAUGGAGGAGCAGUUGGUCUCUCUUAGAGCUGACUCAGAGCGACAGGGGCAGGAGUACAGCAUUCUUCUCGACAUCAAGACUCGGUUGGAGAUGGAGAUUGCAGAAUACCGCCGCCUGCUGGACGGAGAGGGGAUGGGCAGCUCCUCCUCCUCUUCCUCCAUGACCAUCUCCUCCUCCUCUUCCUCAGGACUCAGGACUAUGUCUGGACUGGGUCGGGACGGGUGGCGGGAGCGGGUCUGA